AGAGGUUAUGUGUUUAUUUUGAUUUCGGAAAAUACCUAAGUAAAGUUUCAAGCAAAGCGAUUUAUCAUUUAAAUACACAUUUAUAAAAAAAAAUAUACUUAUUUUCAUAAUGAUUGACAAAAUUUUAUAUAACACAAUACUUUCUCAAUCGUUUUCGCCUUGUGGAAAAUAUUUAGUAGCCGGUGAUAUUUAUGGAGAUAUUGGUAUUUUUGACUUAGAUGGUAUCUUGCGCCCCGAUCCAGAUUCUAUUUCUCCCGACUUUAAUAAACCGAAAAAAAUACACAAAAUCACUUCAGGCACUUCAAUAUGUAGCUUAGCAAGUAUAGAUAAGUUCUUGAUAGCUGGUACAGUCAAUGAAAUACAUGCUUGGGAAUGGAAAGCAAUCGUAAAUCCAAAAUUAAGUAAACCUUCUUGGACAAUCAAGAUAAAAUCUCAGUCGUUUAUGGAACAGUGUGAUAUAAACAGUUUAUGGGUAUCUGAUGAUGCUGAGAAAUUGUAUGCUGGCUGCGGAGAUAAUAAGGUGUAUGUUUUUAAUUUGGAAGAUGGUAGUUUAUUGACUAGUUAUGAAGGCCAUGAGAGUUAUAUACACUGCAUUCAUGGAAACAACAACCAAUUGAUAUCAGCUGGUGAAGACGGUUUAGUAAUGCUUUGGGAUCAUAGAACAGGGAAAGCUCACAAUAAGAUAGAACCACAUAAGAAUAGCAAGGUGUCUCGCCCAGAUGUUGGCAAAUGGGUCGGUGCUGCUUCUUUGGGAGAGGAUUGGAUUGUAUGUGGCGGUGGUCCACGUCUCGCGCUCUGGCAUUUACGAUCCCUCGACGCAGUGACCACCUUCGACAUUCCCGACCACGGUAUACACGUAGCAUCCUUCCACGAUGACUGUGUAGUCGCUGGGGGAACAGCCAAGCAUUUGUACCAACUCAGUUACUCCGGAGAAAUAAGAGUGGAACUACCAGUAUCGUCAACUACAGUGUACUCUGCGAUUAUGCGAUCAGAACCUAAUAAAGUGUUAGCGAUUGCUGGUUCCAGUCCAGAUAUUGAUUUGUGCAGCACUUUCAAUUAUAGGGAUCAAGUGUUGAGAUUUGGAUAAGAUGGAAAUAUAUUUUUUGCAAGUGA
Colias croceus (clouded yellow) is the source of this 1113-nucleotide messenger RNA. It is a transcript of the gene thoc6, whose product is annotated as THO complex subunit 6. Lineage: Eukaryota; Metazoa; Arthropoda; Insecta; Lepidoptera; Pieridae. Gene Ontology annotation, biological process: mRNA export from nucleus. Bases 110 to 1087 code for a protein of 325 amino acids. Gene Ontology annotation, molecular function: protein binding. The transcript has 4 exons. The record is from RefSeq and is a predicted model, not a curated record. Gene Ontology annotation, cellular component: transcription export complex; THO complex.